AUUCGACAAUUUACGUCAGUUUAAAAUAACUUACAAUUUUUGGCAAUUUAAGUGUAAUAGAUAUAUAUAUUCAUGUGGGGUAAAUUAUGUGAUAUAAAUGUUUACUUUCACUCAUAAAAGUUUCUGUCCCAGUAAAUGGUACCAGCAAAUAUACCGUUUUUUGAAUACCGCCGAAAUUGCAUCUAUUUUAAGGCCAUUUUAUUUUGCUGUGCACCCUGAUUUCUUUGGAAAACAUCCAGAACAAAGAUCCGUCAAUGAAAAUUCGUUGAAGCAACUUAGUUCAUUUUUAACUAGUUUACAAUCAGGAAAAGCAAUUCGUUCGACUAAACUACCUUUUUAUUUAAGAACAACUUCUGAUAGAGAUAAAUUUUUAUUAGUAUAUAUUCCACUCAAUGCACAGGAAAAUACACACUCUACAAUUAGAGGCAUUCUUAGAGCUUGCAAAUUACCAACAGAUCAAUUAGAUAAAAUACAAAAACCUAAAUCCUCAACUGUUAACGAGGUUAAAAGAAGAUACAAAUCAAAACACACUGAUGAUAUUGAAAAAGAUUUGUUUGCUGAUAUAAUUUUUGCUACGCAGAAAGCGAAGGAGGCAGAAAGUUUGAAAAAUUGGUUGUCCAAAAAUGGUGCCAUUGCCCAAAAGCGAUAUAAUGCUUUGAAGGAAUUAAAAGAAGAAGUGCAAAGGCUUCAGCAUGAGUUAAUAAACAAUUUACAAUUAUCUGAAUUGAGAUGGGAAUGUGGUUGGAAUAUAGAACAUUACCGAGGAUGCCUCAAAAGCCUCCAGGGACUGUACAAUCUUCACCCAAAAGCACUAAAAGUUUUAAAAGAUCGCGUUUUGGUUUUUGCUCCAUUUACUGGUGUAUCGCUUGAUGGACAUGUAAUGCUAAAUAGUGGAGAAGUGAGGCAUAACUGGUUUGAAUUAAUCAAAAAUGUCGACUCACAUGAAAAAACUUUAAGAAACAUACCUGCCCAUGAAUAUGCAUUGUCAAAAGUUUUGCGAGAUAUUAGAGUUGCAAGAAGAAAAUAUAUGCCAAAAAUAUUAGCCAGCGAAUAUGCAUCUCAUUUACGGAAAAUUACCACUUCAUUACUAGAUUUCUUAAGUAAAACGAAAUAUCCAAGUCACUGGCCAGAAAAAUUAUCGGAGUUCGAAAUUGUUGUUGAAUGCGAAGCUGGUCCAUUGAUGGUUUCACCAACAGGCCAGAUAAUAACACCAUCUUCGUAUCCUGGUUCUUUGCUUGUGGAUUUUAUAUCAGAAAAUCUAGACCUAGCUAGAAAAAAUAUGUUAGAAUAUAACAAGAAUAAACAUAAAGAAAAAUAUCUCUUGGAUCUUUGUGUUACAGCUUUCUGUCUUGAAAGCUUAACGAAAGAUGAUUCAAUAUCUCCUGAGAAUAUGAUAAAUUGUUUAGAAAGAUUAUUAAAAAUCAAUUCUAGCAUAAUCGAUACGAAUCUUCUUUGCGGUUCUGCCGUGCAUGUUACAAAUUAUUACUCAGUUUUGAGCGAUGGAACAAUUUGUUUGCCUUGGGAUUGGAAAUUAUGA
Molecule: messenger RNA, 1537 nt
Organism: Ctenocephalides felis (cat flea)
Lineage: Eukaryota; Metazoa; Arthropoda; Insecta; Siphonaptera; Pulicidae
Product: T-cell activation inhibitor, mitochondrial
Exons: 12
Coding region: 98-1537 (479 amino acids)
Cellular component (GO): mitochondrion
Source: RefSeq, a predicted model, not a curated record